UGUGUGUGUGGUGCGGCUCUGGCCACCCACAUAGCGCUUCCCGCAGCACAGCACCACUACAAGCACUACGAGCAUAAAGAUGGCCACCGCUUGCGAUAUUUCGUUCGAUGAGAUGGCCAUGGCCUUGAGCUACAUUUCCCUUGGUGGCACCGCGGCGGCACCAGCGAGCUCCGCGCGAGGGUUGCCAUCCUUGGCACCAGUGAAGCAGGAGAAGAAGGCCGCCAAGAAGCCCGAGGCGGACGACGAGGUGGACAACCUGUUCGAUGACGACGAGAACGCCGCGCCCGCGAAGAAGGAGGAGUCGAGAGCCGACAAGAUGGCAGCCGCCAAAAAGGCCAAGGACGCAAAGAAGAAGAUAGACAGGUCGCAGAUCGUGUUCGAAGUGAAGCCGUGGGACACAGAGACGGACCUCAAGGAGUUGUUUGGGAAGAUUUGUGCGACGGAGAUCGAUGGCCUUGUCUGGGGAGAGGCGCACAAGCUUGUGCCGGUGGCAUUCGGCGUGAAGAAGUUGGUGCUUUCUUGUGUUGUGGAGGAUGACAAGGUGGGCGUUGAGGACAUCACCGACGUUAUCGAAGCGUUUGAGGACUACGUCCAGUCGGUGGACAUGACCACCAUGAACAGGCUCUGAGAGAAGCUUUCGUUCGCGAGCUGACCCAGUCCGAAACAGAGAGGGCAGAGUAGAAAGCCCUCAUGAAGUGCUUGCUCAGUUGUCCCUCUCGAAGUUUUGUCUGCAAGGGCACCUUGGUUGUUCGUGGGUGCUUUUUGUCAACAAGGACAACAGUGAAUAGGGCAGGCACGGAGGGAGGGGGGGGGG
Messenger RNA from Ectocarpus sp. CCAP 1310/34, 814 nucleotides. The record is from the annotation of a GenBank genome assembly. Lineage: Eukaryota; Phaeophyceae; Ectocarpales; Ectocarpaceae.